AUGUUAUAUUCAUUUCCAGUUAAAGACAAUAAUCGAUUAAUAGAGUGGAUCAUGAAUAGUGGUAAUGAUGAUUUCGCGGAGUUAACUGAUGGACAGUUAAAACGGCGGUACAUUUGUACAAGACAUUUUGCCGAAGAAGACAAGGUAGUGAACAUAAAGUUGAAGAAGGAUGCCGUACCGGUAUUAUAUGAUUUGCGUAAAAAUAAUGAACAGCCUGCGCCUACGCGUAACAGUCGUAAGUAUUCACGCGAAUUGCUUUCUACAAGAAAGCAAAAACAAAUUAAUCAGCUCAAAUUAGCAACGCAGAAAUUGCGUAAACUGCUAGCGAGCAAAAAUAAACAAAUAUUAGUAUUAAAACGUAAAUUAGAGUCGUACAAAAUGACGGAGUUAGAUUUCGAUCGAAACAUAAAGGACAAAGUUUCCAACAAUGUAAAGACGUUUAUGUUAAUGCAAUUGUAUCCGCAUCCUGUAUUUUCUGCGGACGAGCAACAGAUUUGUUUAUCGAUGCAUUAUUCGUCACCGAGUUUAUUCCGAAAACUUCGUGACAAUUUCGGUUUCCAUUUACCAUGUCCUAGGACAAUUAGUAGAUGGUUUGGAAGCAUCGAAAUGUGGCCAGGCAUUUGUACGACCUUUUUUACACAGUUACGUAAAAAGGUAUCGUGGAUGGAUGAUUCAGAACGAAAUUGCGUGUUACUGUUCGACGAAAUGACAAUAAAGAAGUCCUUUGAUUUUCACUCCAAAAAACAAAAAAUUGAAGGUUUCCAAGAUUAUGGUGCCUUUGGAUCUGAGAUGAAACCAGGGACGCAAGCCUUAGUUUUCAUGGUUCGCGGUUUAUUUUAUAAUUGGAAGCAACCGGUUGCUUAUUUCAUAAGUAACAGCAACAUAUCAACUAUAAACUUGUUGAAUGUGCUUGAGGCGGUAAUUGCUGCUGUCUGUAGCACUGGUUUACGUGUACGUGCAAUUGUUUGCGAUCAAGGCUCUGUUUCAUGGUCAGAUAUAUCAUCUCUAUGGGACCUGGAACGAAACAAAGGCACUAGGGCAGUCGUAAAAUUGUCAGAGAAGCAUAUUCGACCGAAUGUAUUCGAGCGAAUGAAUUGUAGGCUCGCUUUACAAGUGUUUAGUCGAACAGUUUCAGCAGCUUUGUUAACGGCCAGCACACAAGGGCAAAUCCAAAGCGACACUGUUGCGAAAAAUGCAUGUUUUGUUCGACUGUUGAAUGAUUUAUUCGAUAAUUUAAACAGUCGAACCGCACAUGAUGCUAAUCCGCAAAAGUGUGCCUUAUCAAAUAGAAAUCCUCAAAUAGAAGAAAAUUUGAUAAGACAGGCAACAGCAUGUGCAAAUUGGUUUGUGAUUCAAAAGGGUCGGCAGGUACGUCCUCCGUGCUUCAGAGGCUUGCAGCUAUCAAUUAACGCGACGAUACAAUUAUGGCGUGACAUUCGCGAUGAAGGUGCGUCAUAUUUAAUGACGUCGCGAUUACAACAAGAUCCAAUAGAAAAUUUAUUUUCUAUGAUCAGGCAUAACGCGGGCAAUUAUGAACAAAAUCCGUCCGCGAAAACAUUUAGAUUGAAUUUGCAGAAAAAUAUGAUGUUAAAUUUAAUGAUGCCAUCGCAAUCUGCAAAUUGUUUAGAUGACGAAGAUUGUAAUCUUUUCACUUUGCCACAAUCUUCGGAAAAUGUUGCGUCAACUAGUACCGAAAAUUCGUCACUUUCUGUUAAUUGUGACAGCAGUGAAUCCCGUCAAAGCCUAGAAGCAGAGGAUACAAGUGAUACUAUCAUCGCUGAUAUCUUGCAACAAGUAUCUGAAACUGCCCACACCUUAGAAUCAUGUGCUAUUGAAUAUUUUGCAGGAUAUGUCGCUAGGAAAAAUAUUAGAAAAACCAACUGCGACAUAUGCAAGGCAGAAUUAUUAGAUAGUACAACAGUUCUUUCACGAAAUGAACAGAUUUUAAUAUUUCUUCGUGCCUAUAAGACAAAUAAUGAUUCAGAUUUUGGAAGAAAUUUUCUUUUGUAUUUCGUAUAUUUAAUGCUAUUUUUGAUAAAAUGUAUCCUACUUUACGGGCUGAAGAGGGCAUUCUUGAUCAAAUAUUUCCGUAUUUUGUACAAGGUGUUAACAAUUCACCUCAGCUUUGUGGUUGGUUUGACAGUAGUACGUGCAACGAACAUCGAAAAAAAAAUAGCAUAUUUUAUGAUGAAAGUAAAAAUUCAUAAAGAUACGAUAUGGCUCGGUCAAGAAUUGCGACGCCCUAAAACUUCAUUUCACAAACCAACUGCAAAGGUACGGAAAUUGCAAAAUAUGUGA
Osmia bicornis bicornis is the source of this 2298-nucleotide messenger RNA. RefSeq lists its product as uncharacterized. The record is from RefSeq and is a predicted model, not a curated record. Bases 1 to 2298 code for a protein of 765 amino acids. Lineage: Eukaryota; Metazoa; Arthropoda; Insecta; Hymenoptera; Megachilidae. The transcript has 2 exons.